This is a messenger RNA of Symbiodinium necroappetens, 756 nucleotides long. Lineage: Eukaryota; Dinophyceae; Suessiales; Symbiodiniaceae. The record is from the annotation of a GenBank genome assembly.
AUGCUUUCAGAUGAUGGCUGGGAGGCUGUGUUGCAAGAUGUGAUUGGGUUUCAGCCCGGGCACGGGGCUGGGCAAGGGGAGGAGGCUCCAGCUCCAGCGGCUGAGGAAGAGCUGGCUGCGUCCCAGCCAUCGUUGUCUGAUCCAUCGCUGGCAGAGCUCUCAGACAUGGCCGAGGCAUGUCGGUCUGCAACCGACGACAGCGACAGCUUGCCUGACAACAGCCUUUGGUGGGUGAACCUGAUCAAGUCCCACGCGAGCGGCCACAGCAGACCUCAGCCGUGCAAGGUUCCCAGAACCGUGCUGUCGGCUUGUUCUGGCAGUGCUGCAGAGCUCAUGGUUCUCAAGGCCCUUGGCAUCCCCUUCGUGUGCUGGAGCACAAGCGAGCCCUGUGCUGAGUUUCGCAGCUUCCAGGCAGCCAACCAUGGACCAGCCAUUCACCACAUGCGUAAGACAAUGCAGGAUCAGGUGACUGACUGCCCCUGCACUUUGCAUCCGGAAGCCUCAGCUUGCUUUGUGGACCACAGUCCAAGUUUGGCGGUGUAUGGCACACCGUGUAAGCCUUACAGUGUGCUUCGUGCAAAGCGCUUUGUGAAUGGAAGCAGGAAGCAUGUGUCUUACGACGUGACUUUUUCAGAUUCCUUUGACUGGCUCCAGAAGCACACGCCUCUGGUUGCGAUCAUGGAGCAGGUGAUGGGGUUCGUGUCUCCGGAAUCUCAAUCUGUGGAGGAAAGCCCCAUGGACAGGUGGGGCUUCUGA